Aspergillus brunneoviolaceus CBS 621.78 is the source of this 810-nucleotide messenger RNA. RefSeq lists its product as uncharacterized. Bases 48 to 734 code for a protein of 228 amino acids. The transcript has 2 exons. NCBI's taxonomy places the organism in Eukaryota, Fungi, Ascomycota, Eurotiomycetes, Eurotiales, Aspergillaceae. The record is from RefSeq and is a predicted model, not a curated record.
AGCAUGGAUAUCGCCAUUGUUGCUGCCUUUCUUCUCCCUCCCACAAGAUGAACGCCAAGUUGCUUCUGGGGCUGGCUGCCGCCGCCCGCCUGGUCUCCGCGCAAACCACCGUCACCUCCAUGUUCAUCUAUGAUGCCGAUCCUCAACCCUUGGUGGCAUCUGUCAUGGGCGUUGCCGCAACAGCAACCACCUACUACAUCAACUGUCCUCCGGGAACCGACAGCUCCGACUGCGGCAUGGGGCCCGGAUUGACCGUGAUCGCGGGCCCGCAAACCACCUCCUAUCUAAUGGAGGAGCCUGACGAGGACUUCUACUGGUCGGUUGCGUGUUCUCUGCAAGGAACUACGACGGGUUCCUGCGUUGAAAUGGCUUCAGGGACGGGCGCCAAUUUCCCGGGAACCAGCACCAUCCCCCUGGACACCGACGACAUUGCCAGUGGCUUCAUGCCGGUGACUAUCACCGCGGGGGCGGGCAGCAUCACUGCUUCCGGCACUGCGUCGGCCACAGCUUCGAUCACGGCUACCAGUACCGGUACCGGAGCUUCGACCACCGCCACGACCGCAUCGGCCAGCGACAAGUCUGCGAGUGCUGAUGCUAACAGCACCACUGCGACUUCCGCAGCGUCCGCUGCCUCGACGACUACCAGCACUGGAGCCGGUGCAGUCAUUUCGAACGAUGCCACGCUGAUCUUUGGCGGUGCUGCUGUAGCGGCUCUGGUGGCGGCUGUUUUGUAAACACGGCUGUAUUAUAUCAUUACUGUGUAUCACUAUAUAUAUCAACAUUUAUAUACCAAUCCGUUGGUUCCGCAUC